Molecule: messenger RNA, 2019 nt
Organism: Fonsecaea erecta
Lineage: Eukaryota; Fungi; Ascomycota; Eurotiomycetes; Chaetothyriales; Herpotrichiellaceae
Exons: 1
Coding region: 1-2019 (672 amino acids)
Molecular function (GO): protein binding
Source: RefSeq, a predicted model, not a curated record
AUGCCGUCAGCCGCUCACGACGUCUUGGACUGGGGUUCUUUCAACCGGAACCAAGAAGAAGCUGGCGAAGGAAACACCAGUCCUGAGUUGAUUGACCCGUUUUCCAAGAUAUCUGGUGAGCCCCAGGUGCUCCAGCCCUCCCGGCCGCGACGAUACUCGACAUUCACUCAAUCGGUGAAGCACAGCAUUUCUGAGAUUCGCUCUCUCACCAGACGUAUGUCGCUGACUGUCCGAGGAAAGAGCUCUAAACAAAAGGAGGAGGUGGGAGAGAAUAAGGGAUCACAAGUGUUGCCGGUGAAACCAGGCACAGGAGUGAUGGACCUGACCGAUGCCAUGUCUACCAGACCCAAGUCUCGUGGAAGGUUAUUGCGAAGCCCUAGUGCUCGGAGGAGGACCUCUCUGCCUUUGCUCAACUUCCAUACUCCCCCCGAGUUCCAAGCAGACUUGGACAAUCCACUAUCGGCACGAUUCCGAGGACACCCCGUCCUCUCGGACCUCGUGUACGGAGGAGCUGAAGCGCGUGCCUCCGCUGCAGCUCAGAACGAACUGUUCCAUGCCACGAGGACGCCCCCUCUCCCGCCCUAUGAGCCUCCUGAGUCAGAAAUCGACAAGCUUGAGCCGGAUGCGGAGAGUGGGAUCGGUAUUGUUCUCGACAGUGGUGCCCGGCGUGGGUCAUCACCGGCAAAUGUUCAUGUCAUAUGUAGGGACCCCGUGUCGGUCCUUGCGACAGAGUUGAUUGAAUCGAUCCUCUCGUACCUCGACGUGGAGUCGCUUAUGCAGGCUUCACUCGUCUCCCACAAAUGGAACGACCUCUGUCAGUCACAGGCUGUCUGGCGGAGAAUCUUCAUGCAGGAGUAUGGGCCCAAAAACGAAUUGCCAGCGGUUGGAGUGCGUCUUGCUGGAACCGGCAAAAACAAGCCAGGGCAGGAGGAUUACAGGAAGCUCUUUGAGGUGCGGACUCUGAUCGACAAGCGCUGGCGCAACGGAGAAGCCGCUGCCAUCUACCUUAACGGCCACAAAGACAGCGUCUAUUGCGCGCAGUUCGACGAACAGAAGAUCAUUACCGGCUCACGUGACAAUACAAUUCGGGUAUGGGAUGCCCAUACAUACCAAUGUAUCCGCAAAUUGGGGCCGCCAAACAACCCCCGAGAACGACAAUCGGUACAGAUUCCUCUUGCGGAACCAGAAGGAGUUGUUCCAUUCUUCAAAGCCUACGUUUCCUCGCCGGCGCCACCCUCCCCGGAGAUUCCUUUAUACCACCAGGCCUCGGUGUUGUGCCUGCAGUAUGACGACGAGAUCCUCGUGACCGGGUCGUCUGAUUUCUCCUGCCUGGUGUGGUCGAUUAAAGAGGACUACAAACCGAUGUUCCGGCUAAUUGGCCAUCACGCCGGGGUCCUGGAUGUCUGCAUUGACAAGGAGCGGAUUGUGACAUGCUCCAAGGACACUACGAUCAAGAUCUGGGAGCGGUCCACGGGCAGACUGAUCAAAACGCUCCUUGGACAUCGUGGGCCCGUCAAUGCCGUCCAGGUCCGAGGCAAUUUCUUGGCGAGCGCUAGCGGCGAUGGUAUGGCCAAGUUGUGGCGUCUGGAAGACGGUGUUUGCAUCAAAGAGUUCCAGUCCAAGGAUCGUGGCCUGGCCUGCGUUGAAUUUUCCGAGAAUGGUCGUACGAUAUUCGCAGGGGGUAAUGACCGGGUUAUCUACGAGUACGACACGGUCACCGGCCAGCGCAUCCGCGAGAUGAAAGGGCACAAAGACCUGGUACGGUCGCUCCAUCUUGACUCAGCCAAUUCGCGCAUCAUCAGUGGCAGCUACGACCAUUCGAUCAAGGUAUGGGACGCGGAAAAGGGGGAGUCGGCCGAAGACGGAGGGCUCAAGAUCAAUUUUGAGGGGUGGUCGUCGAGUUGGAUACUCGCGGCAAAGAGCAACUACCGCAAGAUUGUGUGCACGAGCCAAGACGCAAGGGUGGUCAUCAUUGACUUUGGUUAUGGCAUUGACGGAGUUGAAUUGGUCGAGUCAUGA